GUAACGUCGUACGUUCAUUGUCUUUUGCUCUUCCCAAAAGCUCCCUCCGGACUUAUCGAGGAGGGGAAAAAAAAAAUAGAGAGCAGGGUGGUUGUUUUUUUAAACAAAAAAAUAGGAAGCAACGACCUCCUCCUUCCCUCUCAUCGUCGUCCCUCCUCCAUAAAAGUAAAACCACCUACCCCUCUCUCUCACGGCUCACCUCACCUCACCAAACCCCACUUUCCAUUUCUCUGUCGCCGCCUUCUCUGAUCGAGAUCUCAUCUCAUCACAUCACAUGGCGUCUUCAGCUACCUUCGCCAAGCUCGAUGCCGCCUCUUCCACUUGGAUCGGCCACCAAUCCUUCUCUUCCCUCCCCCUUCCCUCCUCUCGCCUCGCCCCUUCUCGCGUCUCCCUCCCCAUCCGCGCUGGCCAAUACACUGACGAGCUCCUCAAAACCGCUAAAACGAUUGCUUCACCUGGCCGUGGAAUCCUCGCGAUCGAUGAAUCCAAUGCUACCUGUGGGAAGAGGUUGGAUUCUAUCGGGCUGGACAACACUGAGACCAACAGGCAGGCUUACAGGCAGCUCUUGCUGACCACUCCUGGUCUUGGUCAAUACAUCUCUGGUUCUAUUCUCUUUGAGGAGACUCUUUACCAGACUACUACUGAUGGCAAGAAGAUGGUUGACUGCUUGGUGGAACAGAACAUUGUUCCCGGGAUCAAAGUUGACAAGGGUUUGGUUCCCCUCCCAGGGUCAAACAACGAGUCCUGGUGCCAGGGGCUGGAUGGUUUGGCUUCAAGAACUUCUGAAUAUUACAAGCAAGGUGCUCGUUUCGCCAAGUGGAGGACAGUUGUUAGCAUUCCUUGUGGCCCUUCUGCUCUUGCUGUCAAGGAAGCUGCAUGGGGGCUUGCACGAUAUGCUGCCAUUUCCCAGGAUAGUGGACUUGUCCCUAUAGUUGAGCCCGAGAUUCUUCUUGACGGGGACCAUGGAAUUGAAAGGACCCUUGAGGUUGCAGAGAAGGUCUGGUCAGAGGUCUUUUUCUACUUGGCAGAGAACAAUGUUGUUUUCGAGGGCAUCCUUCUGAAGCCUAGCAUGGUUACACCUGGGGCUGAGCACAAGGAGAGGGCUUCUCCAGAAACAAUAGCAAAAUAUACGCUCACAAUGCUCAGGAGGAGGGUACCUCCAGCAGUUCCUGGAAUCAUGUUUUUGUCUGGAGGACAGUCUGAGGUGGAAGCAACCCUCAACCUCAAUGCAAUGAACCAAGUCCCCAACCCGUGGCACGUUUCCUUCUCAUAUGCACGUGCGUUGCAGAACAGUGUGCUCAAAACCUGGAAAGGACAGCCUGAGAACGUGGAAGCUGCACAGAAAGCACUGCUGGUACGUGCCAAGGCAAACUCCCUUGCCCAGCUUGGCAAGUACACUGGUGAAGACGAGAGCGACGAAGCCAAGAAGGGCAUGUUUGUCAAGGGAUAUACCUACUAAAUGCGAGAGUUUAUUUUGGGCUUCGUAGGCUCUAUUAGAGCGUGUGUAAGCUAGCUAUGUUUCCGUCUAUCUUCCUGUUACAUACUAGUAUGAAAAUUGCUGACGAGAUGUAACAUUCCGUGUUAAAGUUUCUAAAUCUCUUGUGUUUGAAUCUGAAUAAUACUUGAGGAGGAUAGGAAGUAUCCCUGAUUUUUGCCUAAGACAGGAAUGAGAAUUGUUUAGCAAGUCGGAGACAAAUCGUAUGUAUUUAGCUUCCUAAGUAGAUAUCUUGCUUGUUCAGUUGGUAAUGGAUGGCCAGAUGGGAGCUCUUGAGCCAGUACUGACCUUAAAAGUCAUGCGGGCAAUCGUUCAAAAACAGGAACUGGUUAAGAUUUGUCUGUUACCUAUGCAGUCCCCAAAUCUUUGGUACUCCAGUUGCUGUACAGGAUGUAAUGUUCAAAUACAAUUUACAAACGCGA
Linum trigynum is the source of this 1917-nucleotide messenger RNA. Lineage: Eukaryota; Viridiplantae; Streptophyta; Magnoliopsida; Malpighiales; Linaceae. The record is from the annotation of a GenBank genome assembly.